ACUAAAAGAUAAAAACUUGAAUCCAGCCCCUUCUCGAUCUCAAACAGAAGCUUCUCGACUCUCGAGUCUCAACGUCCAUCGCCACUCGCCACCGCCCGCCAGCACCAUCACCCAGCGCCGUCUCCGCCCCUGCUCCAUCGUGCGUGCCACCGUGACUUCCUCCACGCGCCUCCGGCCUCCCUCCGUUGAGAUGCAAAUCUUACUACGAACCUUGUCCGGUGACUACAUCUCUGUCGAGGUGAAGGGUUCUGAUUCCAUUGACAGCAUCAAAGCUAAGAUCGAAGAGAAGGAAGGCAUCCCAGCUCAUAUGCAAAGGAUUAUCUUUGACAUCCACGACGUCCCCAAGGAGACCUUGUCACUGAGAACCCUCAACCUUGACGACACCAUUGACACCAUUGAUAAUGUGAAGGCCAAGACGACCACCAACAGUCAAGUGAAGAAAGCCGGAGGAGAAAAAGAAAGCACAGAGAUAGAGCCAAACAAACUUGCUGAUGAUGAUGAUGAAGAAAGCACAGAGAUAGAGCCAAACAAACUUGCUGAUGAUGAUGAUGAUUUUGUUGAUUCUGAUGAUGAUGAUUCUGAUGCACGUACUGAAUGUAGUAUUUGUGGAUGUCGCUGUGGAUGUGGUAGUUUUCUUAACCCUAAUAGGGUCUGUCCCAAUCACUAUGAAGAAUUAGAUCAUACUCUUACGUGUCUGGAAGGCAGUGACGAUCCCAAUGACAAGAUAUUGUAUCUAAAGCGUAAGGCUCAGUACGAUACUAUGAUUUUUUUUCUUUCGUAAGGCUGGGAAGCAGUUGGAGGAUGGCAGGACUUUGGCAGAUUACAAUAUCUAGAAGGAGUCAACCCUGCAUCUUGUCCUGCGCCUUUGUGGUGGUUUCUCAAGUGUCAAAGCACUUUCCUCUUCUGUGUCAGUUCCCUUUGUGCCGGUUUCCUUUUGUUUCUUUUAUCCCAAAUCCAGUCUUUGACUUGUAGUUUGCAGCCCCUGUAUAGUGGCUGUAACUAUGUUCUAAUGUUUGUGAACCUGCUUUAAUGAUUUCAUUCCCUUAUGUUGAACUUUUAAUAGAGUAAUGUCAUGCUUGUGUUUCACUAAUGUCAUGGGCUCGUUUAUUGUUGUCUC
This is a messenger RNA of Lotus japonicus, 1117 nucleotides long. RefSeq names its product ubiquitin-NEDD8-like protein RUB2. The coding region runs from base 191 to 781 and encodes 196 amino acids. The transcript is spliced from 2 exons. Gene Ontology annotation, biological process: protein ubiquitination; modification-dependent protein catabolic process. Gene Ontology annotation, molecular function: ubiquitin protein ligase binding; protein tag activity. Lineage: Eukaryota; Viridiplantae; Streptophyta; Magnoliopsida; Fabales; Fabaceae. Gene Ontology annotation, cellular component: cytoplasm; nucleus. The record is from RefSeq and is a predicted model, not a curated record.